GAAAAAGAAAGAAAAAUAUUUCUUUUGAGAGGUGAUCUAUGAUGGGGAGAAACAGAGAAAUUUUGAUAGUGUUAUUGAAUGUAAUAAUAAUGAUGAUGGUGUUUGGAGGAGGGGGAGCCAACUUCCAAAUGUUCCAAAUGGUGCAGCAGUGGCCACCGGCUUAUUGCGCUACCUUCCCAAACGACUGCAACACAGCCCUGGCUCAGGCCACCACCAGGUUCACAAUACAUGGCUACUGGCCCAGUCUAGACAAUGGAGACCUGGUAACUCACUGUACAACACAUCAGCUCACCCUAGAAGAGAUUACGAAUGAAACAGCAGGACUAGAUCGGGAGUGGAUAACUUUCCAAAAAGGUUGGAAUAACUUCCAAUUUUGGAGUACACAGUGGAGCAAGCAUGGAACUUGCUCUGGUCUUACCCCAGCACUAUAUUUCGCAGCCGCUUUGGCUCUUAAGCAGCAAUAUGACCUGUAUGCAAUUCUAGGCACGCUUGCUCCAACCACCAGUUUCACUAAAAAAGUUGACCUCCGCCAACUUCAACGUGCCAUUUAUAGCCGUACCGUGACGGAGCCAGCUUUUCGGUGCAGCUUCGGAGAAAUUACUGAAGUGGUGUUGUGCGUCUCACCUGGGACUGCUGUAACUCUUUACGGUCCUCUUCAGAACUGCUCCGAUGAUGUAACUCUAAAAACUUGUUCUUUUAACCGCACCUACUUUUGGAGCCCGCAGAGGCCUCCAACACAUCGCACCGCCCCUUCCUUGGUCGCUUCUUCACUGUUCGGGGUUCCGCUUCGGCUUACUUGGGCUUUUGUUGCUGUCAUAUUAUUGUUCCUUGUCGCGGCGAGGGGGAAAUUGUUGCAGAUCUUCCAUCAUAUGAGGGGGAAAUUGUUGCAGAUCUUUCCUAAUAUGAGGACUGCUAGAGCUGAUCCAGUGAAGGAGGAUUGAGAGACUAUCAUCGAAGAAUAAUAUUCAGUCAACAUCCGUCUCUUCUUGGCCAUCGUUAAAAUUUUGAUAGCUAAAAAUGAGACUUUUUGUUUUUUGUUUUUUCAAAAAAGAUUAGUAGCGGUCAAAAUUUUAAUGUCGACAUGAAUAGGUGGGGAUCGGGUAUUGUUGGUAAUGAAAACCAACUGUAUGAUUUUUGAUUUUGUGUCGUUUAAUAUAAUUAUGUCAUGUAAUAUAAAUAACGUAGCUAGCUUGCUUGGGGCAGCUGCUAGCUACAUGCAAAUUAGAGACUUGUUUUUGAGUGUUUAAAUGAAACAUGGGUUUGCUUGAUGUUAAGAAA
Molecule: messenger RNA, 1278 nt
Organism: Momordica charantia (bitter melon)
Lineage: Eukaryota; Viridiplantae; Streptophyta; Magnoliopsida; Cucurbitales; Cucurbitaceae
Biological process (GO): RNA catabolic process
Cellular component (GO): extracellular region
Molecular function (GO): RNA binding; ribonuclease T2 activity
Source: RefSeq, a predicted model, not a curated record